Pelagomonas calceolata is the source of this 3812-nucleotide messenger RNA. NCBI's taxonomy places the organism in Eukaryota, Pelagophyceae, Pelagomonadales, Pelagomonadaceae. The record is from the annotation of a GenBank genome assembly.
CGUUGGCAAAGGGCAGCCCCUGCUGCGCUCAGUUCCUCAGCUUCCGAGCAAAGGACUGGGCCGUAGGACUCCUCAUCGUCGUGGGCAGCGAUCGAAGCCACAAACCAGCUAUGCGACGACGAUGACCCCAUAACAAGACCAAUGGGAGCCGAGGCCAAGGCGGAACGAGCAGCGGCGCCGGCUCCCGCCGACAGCAAGGCCAGCGACGAGCUCUUCGCGAAGCUCAAGGAGAAAGUAGCGCCGCCCGUAGCAGAAGCGAAAGGUGAAGAGAAGUCGGACGAGCCAAAACUGAACUACGUCCAGCGGCAAGAAAAACGCAUCAAGGAGCGCCAGGAACGUCUAGCGGCGGCCGCCGAGGCCAAGGCCGCCGAGGAGGCGAAGUACGCGGACGAGAAGCCCUAUGAUGCGGGGCGGUGGAGCAACGCGCAGGGCGGCUGGGAUACAUCUCAGUGGGAUUCGACAAAUUACGACACGGCGGCCUACGAGCAGAGCCACUAUGACCAGUCGCAGUAUGCCUCGGGGUAUGAUGACGGCACCCAAUACACGUACGACGACGGCACGCAAUACCACGCCAGUCAGUACGAAGGUGGCGACCAGUCUGGCUACGAGCACUACGACCAGUCCGUCUACACGGAAGCGAUCCCCGAGGAGGGCCAAUACACGGAAGGCUACGGCCACGAAACGAUCUACACCGCGCCCGUCGCCGAGGAGCCCUCUGCGUUCGGCGGCGACGCGAGCGUUUAUAGUGCGGCGUACACCGCCGACCCCUCCGAAUAUGCUAGAGAAGAGCCGCAGCUUGAAGCCUCGACGGAGCAGCGGCUCUCGACGUACUCGGAGGAGCCGCAGCAAGUCGAGCUCGGUCCAAGGUGCCCCGACGCCUACACCGGCUACUUCGACACCGUGCGCCAGGAGCCCUACGCCUACGACGAGGCCACGGGCGAGUGCGUCUACGCCAUUGCUGAGGAUGGAGCCGUCUUCGAGGCCGACUAUAGGCAGGUCUUGUGGGUGAGGCCCUACGAGAGCUCGUCCAUCGUCGCGGCGCCGCCCGAAAGGCGCCCUAGGACGCCGUCCACGCAAAUGGUUGAGUAUGAAGAGGAGCGCGCCGCCUUGAUCGUCCAGGCCGCGGUCCGGCGAGGCCAGGCCUGGGCCCGAGCCUGCGAGAGGGCCAUUUCACUGUAUGUGAAAAAACUCGACGAGGAGACGGCGUUCUACGCCUAUGAAUUGGUGGAAGGUGAGACCAGAUGUGAUGAGAAGGAGAUAUAUCUUGUAAGCGCGCUCUGCCCUCAAAUCGAGAAUGAGAGGUUAAGAAGCGCCCUCACGGUCAACGCAACACAGUGGCACCGCCCCGCCGUCCUCCUAGGCACGAGGAGACGACGAGGCUUAAUUCCAUACGACAAGGACUGCCCCGACCAAUCGGCAGACCUAGCCAUGUACGACGACCACAGUGAAAUCGUCUCACCACAAAAUGACGACGAAGUAGAUCGGUAUGCCUGGCGCGUGCCCAUGGAGCCCGCCUUGAUGCUCAAAGGCCCUUUCUGCGCGCGGACGGGCCGGGGCAAGACGUGUCGGUUCGCGAUCAACAAGCUGCCCGACUCGAAAGGGUUGCGGAACCACCACUCGGUGGACCAGAAAGUACCCUUGUUCUUGGACAACGACGAGAUCGAGUGCAGCGAGUGGAAACUGGGCGACUGGGUCCAGUGUUUUGAUGGGAUGGUCCUGAAGAAGGCGCGUGCGCGGCGUCCCGUUCGUCUCGGUCAGAGAAGGCGCUGGGUGGUUUCUUACGGGAGAUGCUCCGCGCAGGUCAUGGUCGAGCCCUACAUGCUUAGUAGGGGUGCUGGCGCCCAAGGCCCGACGGAGGUCGUGAAAUUGAUGCAGAAAAAUCUCAAAAGACCGACGGUGUUGUACUUCUGUCUGAUGAGCAUCGCGAAGAUGGAGUUGCGGGAGAGCGAGAUGGGCCUGGCGACGAAAGAAGCUUCCGCGUGUGUGCUGCAGACCUUGAAGACGUUAACAAGGUAUCCGAAAAAUGAGCCAUUAGUUGCGGCGGCUACGGGGGCCUUGGUCCAGCUCGCCCAAAAUUACGCGACACGAGAGGUGAUCUUAAAGGAGGAGUGGCAGCGGCUCGUCGUGAACGCGUUGAACAACCUCAAGAAGGAAUCGAAGGAGCAUCUCAUAACGACAGUCGACGGCCAAGAAAAAAUAACGGUGCACACGGCCACGCGGUGGGCGCGGGACACGGCGAUGAACGGGUGCCGGCUGUUUGGGGUCUUCGCGGCGGACCCGAAACGGCGGGAGGACUUCGCGGAGGAGGCGAUCAAAUCUUGUUUAGUAGUCCUCGCCUUUUGUGAUGAAAGCGCGACGGUCUGCUCGGCGGCGUGCGACUGCCUCUACAACUACUGCUACCGGUGCGAGUUCGCGGCUUUGUUGGCCGCGGAGCAGGGCGCCUACGAGAAGGUCCAGGAGGCCGUCGGGAAUUUCAUGAGUGAUGAGCAUUGCCAGAAGCAAUGUGAACGGGCGAUCAAAGUGUUGGCGCCGAACGGGUGGCGGGGGGAGGAGGUAACUUGAAUGAUAGUGGUUUCUCUGUCGUUCUUCGUUCUCGCCUCGACGGCGUCAACUCCGCCACCCGCGCCCGGCCGCGACGCGGAUAGCCAGGACGCGUACUCUUGGCCUCGCAUUGCUCUUGAGCCUUCCUGAGGCGCUCGAAUGGCGCCUAUGACGGGUGCGUGAUGCGGCGGCGGAGGCAAAGGCUGGCAUUUACCUGUGCAGCUGCGGCAUCACGCGGGACAACACGCCUGAACGCCGAGGCGAUACGCGAAGGCAACGUGUCGUCCGGUCACGUCAACGGGCGCGCAAGGCGUAAACGCGAAGUUGUCGCCCCCGUCGCCCUAGGCACAAAGUUAGGCCAGCCUUGUUUGCGAUGCCGGACCGCGUUGCCGGAACAGCUGUACUACGCGCGGCCGGCGCCGGGCCCGCCGGCGAGCCUCAACCCGACGUUAUUGGGCGCGAGCCCGCCGCCCGUACCGGCGCCCGUGCCGGCGCAGGCGUCGGCCGUGAACCCUGUUUUCAUGCCGGCCGGGGCGUUCUACGGUAGCAUCCCGGGCUACGUCUUCAAGCUCGGCCCGUGGGGCCUCGGUUAUUAUCUCGACCUGCCUCCGGCGCCCUCUACCGCCGUGAUCGCGCAGCAGAUGGCCCAGACGCGCGCGCCGCAUCUCACGGCGCCGGCGGUCGCGCCCGCGCCGCAAGUGCAGGCGCUCGCGCCCGCCGCGGCGGCUCUGCCCCCGGCGCGACUCAAACCGCCGCCGCCGCGCACAAAAGGCCUUAAAGCGCCAGAUGCCGCCCCACAAGUUCCGGCGGCGCCCCAAGCUGCGCCGGCGCCGGCGUCGACGGCCGCCUCGCCCGCGCCCGCGGCGCCGGCGUCGACGCGCCCGUCCCGCUGGACGCGCGAAGAGGAGGGAAGAUUGCGAAGCCUCGUCGCCGAGCUAGGUGACAACUGGAGCCUCGUCGCCGAGCGGCUCGGUACCGGGCGGUCGGUCGGCGCCUUGGAGACCAAGUGGUCGAAGCUGGAGGCGGCCGCGCUGCGCGACCUUGUGCCCGACGCGCUCCCGGCACCGGCGCCCGCGCCCGUGAGAGAGGUGGACGAGUCCGACGACGAGGUCAUGCCUACGAGAAAAAAACGCGGGUACGUCACGCUCUCAGACCGCGCGCCCAGACCUUCCAGACCGCCCGACACGUCCUCCUCGGACGACGAGGUCAUGCCUACGAAACGGCCGCGCGGUCCCCCAAGACGGCGGGGUAACUAAGUAGCCACGACUAAA